CUGUGAUGCUAACACCAGUUUAUCUAUGCUAGUUGGUAGCCUCUGUGAUGCUAACACCAGUUUAUCUAUGCUAGUUGCUAGCCUCUGUGAUGCUAACACCAGUUUAUCUAUGCUAGUUGCUAGCCUCUGUGAUGCUAACACUAAUGAAUAGUCUCCUUCUCAUUUGCCAGCACUGUCCUGUCAAUCACUGGUUGCUCAAUAGUCUUAAUUUUGUCCCUCAUGCUGCACCAUACAGGUGAAGCUUUAACUUCAACCCUCCCAGAUGUUUUCUUCAAAUCUUUCUUUCUUUGUUCCUGUAAACAUUCUUCAUUUCUCCAUUUGGACAGCGUCUUUAGCUUUUCAUUAAGUCAGAGUUGAAACUGUAACAGACUCCGUGCUGCUGCUGUAAACUGUAGACAAGGACUGAUAUCAAUCAAACCAUGUAAAAUAAAAAGUCCAGUAUCACCUGGAUGAGUCUGCUGGUGACCACAGGUGAGUCUGUCUGUGCUGCAGGUAUUAUCGAGGGGCGGUGGGGGCCCUGCUGGUUUACGACAUCGCCAAACAUUUAACCUACGAGAACGUGGAGCGCUGGCUGAAGGAGCUGAGGGACCACGCUGACAGCAACAUCGUCAUCAUGCUGGUGGGCAACAAAAGUGACCUGCGCCACCUGCGAGCUGUUCCCACUGACGAGGCCCGGGCCUUCGCCGAGAUUUAUCGCAUCGUCUCCCAGAAGCAGAUGUCGGAGCGCCAGGAGAGCGACAUGUCUCCCAGCAACAACGUGGUCAACAUCCAGGUGCAGCCCACCGAGAACAAACCAAAGAUGCAGUGCUGUCAGAACAUCUAGCCCAGCUGUGGACCUGCUCCCCCCUCCCCUCCCCUCGUACCUCCCCUAACCCCGCCCCCUCAGAGAACAGACUAUCCAGGUGUGGAAAGAUUGAGCUGCAGAUUAAAGCCUGCACUGAACUCCACCUGCCCCCCCAGUAAAUAAACCUCUGUAUAAGACAACAAGCCCCGCCCCCUCCUGUCUUUAGGCUACUGCAGGACAGCAGGCGUCUCUCUGCCCACCUUAGUUUGCUGGUGUAGGUGCGCUGAGCUGUCACAGAACAGUCUUAUAUCUGAAUGUSAUUCCUUUUCUUUCUCCACCUGUUUGAA
Austrofundulus limnaeus is the source of this 1131-nucleotide messenger RNA. Its product is annotated as ras-related protein Rab-11A. NCBI's taxonomy places the organism in Eukaryota, Metazoa, Chordata, Actinopteri, Cyprinodontiformes, Rivulidae. The record is from RefSeq and is a predicted model, not a curated record. Gene Ontology annotation, molecular function: GTPase activity; GTP binding.